This is a messenger RNA of Zasmidium cellare ATCC 36951, 459 nucleotides long. RefSeq lists its product as uncharacterized. The transcript has 3 exons. The record is from RefSeq and is a predicted model, not a curated record. The coding region runs from base 1 to 459 and encodes 152 amino acids. NCBI's taxonomy places the organism in Eukaryota, Fungi, Ascomycota, Dothideomycetes, Mycosphaerellales, Mycosphaerellaceae.
AUGAAACUCCCAGCAGCGGCAAACCUCCUUCCAGCAACAAUCUCACUCCUACUCCUAACGGCAACCACCACGCCCGCAAACGCAGCUCUACAAGCCGACCUGACAAGCCUCAAGGAAUCGAUCGCAAGCGCCACAAACACACUGAUCGAGUUUCGAAAUGAGACGACGCACGCGGUCAACACGGCGGGCAUGAUCCAGAGUGUCGGAUGGCAGGUCGGGGCGGUUUUGGCGGGGGUGGGGUGUGGAGGUUCCAACAAAUCCCCCUCCCUCAACGGGCGUAACCUCACCACCACCUCCGAAAUCGAGAAGCCUUACACUGAUUACAUCACCUCCCUCACCCCCCUCUCCAAAGCCCUCACAACCCGAGGCCAACACCACACACCCCAAACCGAGUCCCCGCUCCCCGUAAUCCAACAAAUCCAAUCCCUCACCCGCGCCCUCUACACCCUGGGGAAAUGA